This is a messenger RNA of Diversispora eburnea, 951 nucleotides long. The record is from the annotation of a GenBank genome assembly. Lineage: Eukaryota; Fungi; Glomeromycota; Glomeromycetes; Diversisporales; Diversisporaceae.
AUGUCGGAUGUAUUUAUUAGCCAGCAAAGCUACGGAAAAGAUAAUAUUCGAUUAAUUAAAGUGUUUCGAAAUAAAAAUUGGCAUGAAGUUGUGGAACUCACUAUUGAUGUUCUUUUGGAUGGAGACUUCACCGCGGCAUAUACUGAAGCCGAUAAUUCCAAAAUUGUGGCAACCGAUUCAAUGAAAAACACAGUUUAUAUCCUUGCUAAACAAUCUUCUAAUGUUCAGAAUAUCGAAUUAUUUGCUACAGAGAUUGGACGUCAUUUUAUCUUUACUUAUUCUCAUGUUUCUCAAGCCAAUGUUUCGAUUACUAAACAUAAAUGGACUAGAAUGUUGGUUGAUGGUAAAUUUCAUGAUCAUUCUUUUUAUAGGGAUGGUGAAGACACACAUAAUGCCAAAGUUAUUGUUACAAGAAUUAACAAUAAUGAUGAUGAAAAUUCGAUUAAAAUUGAAUCGAUUGAAUCAGGUUUAAAAAAUUUAUUAGUAUUAAAAACAACUGGUUCAAAAUUCUCUGGAUUUAUAAGAGAUAAAUAUACAACACUUCCAGAAACAAAUGAUCGUAUUCUCUCAACUAGUAUUGAUGCUACUUGGACUUAUAAUAUCAUUUCUCCAAAUGUAACAUCAUCAAUUGAAAACAUUAUUAAAUUUGAAUUUGAUAAUAUUUUUGAAUCAAUUCGAUCAAUUACUUUAAAUACUUUUGCUACACAUGAUAGUGAAUCUGUACAAGCUACUUUAUAUCUUAUGGCUAAUUCUGUAUUAAAAUCACAUCCACAAAUUGAAUCAAUUCGUUAUGAAUUACCAAAUAAGCAUAGUUUUGCUUAUGAUCUUGAAAGAUUUGGAUUAAAAAAUGGCGAAAGUAGCGAAGGUAACGAUGCUGAUAUUUUUGUACCUUUUGAUAAACCAAAUGGAAUAAUCACCGCAACAAUUUCAAGGAAAAAAGAAUUAUUGUAG